This is a messenger RNA of Caenorhabditis sp. 36 PRJEB53466, 2008 nucleotides long. Lineage: Eukaryota; Metazoa; Nematoda; Chromadorea; Rhabditida; Rhabditidae. The record is from the annotation of a GenBank genome assembly.
AUGAUGACGACCGAAAUGGCAAUGACGACAACGACGAUUCAGCCGAUGCUUCCCGCCGAGAUAUUCGAAGAUCUAUACGAAAACCUCACACUGCCCGCCUGUUUUCGAGCCAGUCAUGCCCCAGCCUAUCAGUGAGUUCUCCUUUAGAUUUCUAAACUUUACCCUCGCAGUUGCCACCUUCCGUUUCCGCAUUAUGCAAAUACAUUACUCUUUACAUCUCCAGCUCAAAAGACCAUUCGAAGUUUUCAGACAAUUCUCAGUGCUCACGAACGGUUACGUGACGACUGCAGUUGUGAUUCUGGGCACAAUUGGAAAUCUGAAUGGAGUGAAGAGUGUACACGUCACAUCACUCGAUAAGAACCGGGGAGUCGUGCUCGCAGUCUCCAUGCUCGCCCUCGCUUUCUGGGAUACCGUACUGCUUUGGAGUGCGUUCUUCUAUUACGGAGUGAAGCGGCUGAACCUUCCGAAGAGCAUCCAGGUGGAGUCGCUCAAUCUGCUCACUCCCUGGUUCCACGCACUCUCGCAAAUAGCGAACACGGCAUCUGUACGUUUGAAUUUGUCUCUAUUCUUCAAUAAUUCUUGUUUCAGAUAUGGUGCGUGGUGGCCAUCACAAUGCAGAGAUUCAUGGCGACGCGUGAUCCGUUCCGAACCUCCCGAUCCACCGUCAUCGUGCAGUCGUUCCGCAGCGAACGACGCAUCUCGUUCAUCUACUGCGCCACGUACCGCCGUCUCUUCCGCAUGCCCCUCUUCCUCUCGUUCGCCGCAAUGGUCCUCAACUUCCCGGCGUUCUUCGAGAUCCAGUGCGUUCCGUGCUUCAACACCGACACCAACAUCACCACGAUCAUGCUGGUGCCGACUUGGCUGCGGACCAACUCCAACUACACCGUCUACAGACUCGUCUCCAGAAUGAUGCUCGUCUCCGUCGGUCCGAACAUUCUGAUAGUGUGCAUCAGUGCUCUGACUCUCUUCUUUCUCCGCGGAUCCAAUCGAUCUCGUCGGCAGCUCUUCCAAAUGACCGACAAUUUGCUGGAGAGGUACGCCUCGCGGGAGAGUAUGAACACAAUGAUCGCAGUGUUGCUCGUCGCAAAGUUCAUUCUGUUCCGAAGUCUCACAUUUGCGAUCGACAUAAUGGAGGUGACGGUCGGAGUGCCAAACUACUACGUCAUCGACAUCAGCAAUCUUCUGGUGAUGAUCAACUCGGCGACGAACUGUCUGAUCUACUUAAAGGCGACCGAAUGGUUGAGCACAAAAUUGGUGGAGAGGAAGACGAUCAAGAGGAAGAAGACGAUCUGCGAUUCCGGGUGAGUCAUUCCGAUACGUGCAGUCUGUUUACUGAGAAAAUCUAGUUGCAGCCAACUGCUGGGGGACCGUCUCUCCAUCCUUGUCUCGUCGUGGGAGAAAGCGAACGAGAUGACGAACGGCGAGAUCGGAGUGAGAGUCGCGUGGAACAUGAUCAGAAAGCAUCCGACCAUGUGCAAGAAUGACGUGAGUCUUGCCCACUUUCUCUCUCAGACAAUAAUUGAAUCGGUUUAGGAGCCGGAGAAAGUUUCACUUCUAAACGGUUCUUGCAAACGAAGUAUCGACCAUGCCAAGUUCCAAGAGAUUGGCGGACGGAUAUCUUCUUUCAUAUCGGAGCUCCUCGAGCUCAUGCAGAAUAAUCAAGCUGAGAGCGUAAGUGAAAUCGAGUUGGGGAGUAGAUGUAAUGCCUUUGGUUUCAGUACAUAGUGAUGCGUGUGCGACGAGUUGGCGCCGUUCAUUAUGACAAAGGAAUUGUGUUCACAUCGUCAGUGUGGAAGGAGUUCAAGCACACAAUUCUAGCAAUCAUAUCAGAAGUUCAGUUUUCAUCGCCACAGGUUUGUUUAGUUACUAUCAAUCUCAAAGUGAAGUUCUAAUAUUUUAGGAGCGAGAAGCGGCCCUCGACGCGUGGAACAUCUUCAUCUCGUUCAUCAUUCGAGAGAUGAAGAUGGGAAUCUGGGCGAUCGGGGACACCAUCGGUCAGAUGCCGUGA